AUGAGCAACGUCCCUGAAAACGCACCUGAACAUUGCCCUGGAACCCAGAGCGAUGAUGCUGGAAAAGCUUCAGCAUGUGCUGGUUGUCCGAAUCAAAAUAUUUGCGCUUCAGGUGAAGCAAGUGGACCAGACCCAGCAAUAGAAUUAAUAAAGAAUCGUCUCUCUAAUGUAAGACAUAAAAUACUAGUGCUUUCGGGAAAAGGUGGUGUUGGUAAAAGCACGGUGACAUCUUUACUUGCACAUGGACUUGCUGCCAGAAAUCCUGAUAGCAAUGUGGGCAUAUUGGACGCCGAUAUAUGCGGACCUAGCCAGCCCCGAGUACAGGGUGUGCGCGGCGAACAGGUGCACUAUUCUGGUUCGGGAUGGUCUCCCGUGUACGUGAAGGACAACUUGUCACUGAUGUCCAUCGGAUUCCUUCUGGGCAGCCCCGACGAUGCGGUCAUUUGGAGGGGUCCCAAGAAGAAUGGUAUGAUCAAGCAAUUCCUGAGCGAAGUGGAGUGGGGCGAUCUAGACUACCUGCUGAUUGAUACUCCGCCAGGCACUUCGGACGAGCACCUAUCCGCCGCGCAGUACCUGGCCGGGGCAGGGCUGACAGGCGCCGUCCUGGUCAGCACCCCCCAGGAGGUGGCGCUGCUCGACGUGAGGAAGGAGCUGGACUUCUGCCACAAACUCGGCAUCAGGGUGCUCGGGGUGGUGGAGAACAUGUCCCUCUUCGUCUGCCCCAACUGCAAGGGGCGCAGCGAAAUAUUCCCGGCGACGACGGGCGGCGUGGCGCAGAUGUGCUCCGAGCUGGGCGCGGCGCCGCUGGGCGCUCUGCCCCUCGACCCGCUGCUGGCCCGCUGCUGCGACGCAGGCAGGGACUACCUCGCCGAGAUGCCCCUCUCGCCCGCCGUCGGCGCCCUGCACUCGAUCAUCGACAAACUUGUGGAGGCAUGCCAGAGU
Messenger RNA from Iphiclides podalirius (scarce swallowtail), 942 nucleotides. Lineage: Eukaryota; Metazoa; Arthropoda; Insecta; Lepidoptera; Papilionidae. The record is from the annotation of a GenBank genome assembly.